AUGCCCUGCGAGGUGCUCCGGGUGGUUGAGCGCCUCGGUGGCGCACAAACGACGGUAGACCGCGUCGACCUCGCGACCGGCCACGCCAUCCCCUUCUACGUCCUCCACGGCAACAAGGAUAACAGGACGGUCUCUGUAGUGCGCGCAGACCCUCGCGCGCAAGCGUCGGGCGAGGCGCUGGGGACGGCCAAGUACCACUCCAUCUCGUCAAAGAUCGACGUCGUCCUCCGUGGGGUGCCGUUCAAGAUGAAGACCAACACACUGGGCAGCGCCCACAGCUUCGAGCACCACGGCCGGACUUACAGCUGGAGCGUCUCGAAUUUGAGUUUGACCAUGAGCGCAUUGUACUUCAAGGACGCUGGAGGCAACUUGCUGGCGAGGUGGAAGAAGCACCCCGAUGGCAUGAUGAGCGGGUCGGCGCCGACAUUUGAGGUGUUUGUGCCGCCGCAGAGUAUCGACAUGGACAUGGUCAUCGUCACAGGUCUGGCGGCAAUCGAGUACUGGACCGAGUACAAGAAGCACUCAUAUGAGGCAUUAGCUGAUGUUUUUGGCGCGAGUAUGGGUGCAGAGGGUUGA
Colletotrichum navitas is the source of this 576-nucleotide messenger RNA. RefSeq lists its product as uncharacterized. The transcript has a single exon. The record is from RefSeq and is a predicted model, not a curated record. Bases 1 to 576 code for a protein of 191 amino acids. NCBI's taxonomy places the organism in Eukaryota, Fungi, Ascomycota, Sordariomycetes, Glomerellales, Glomerellaceae.